GUGAAGCCAUCAUGCAGCCCGAAAGCAGCCGACGGUGGGCCGACAUGACAGCCGACGACGAUCAGGCGGGAUCGCAUGCGACACGCGCAGACGGCCUGGAAAACCUCCCCGACAACCGCACCUCGACGGGACACGACCCCGCCCUCCGGCGCGAAGCCAAGAACACCCCGACGGAAGAAGGCAUCACGGCCCCCAAAAAGCCACUGCCGCGCCAGCCACGAUGGACGGCCGACGACGAGAGAGCCCUGGAUCGAGCUUUCCAGCGAGCAGAGGCACCGGAGAGAAGCUACACCCAAAAGGCAACACCGCCAAGAAACGAAGCCGGGGAAGCGGCAAAGCUCGCAAGGAAUGCCGCUGAACCAUCUCACGAAGAACCGGCCGCGCGACGAGGGGGGGCCGAGACGGACUCCGACCACGACACGGAGCCCGGACCCAGCGUCGAGGAGCACUUUCGGGGCAUGCUGGCCAUCAAGAAGAUGUCAGGCGACGGCAACUGCCUCUUCCACGCGCUCGGAGAGAACACCGGCGAGAGCGGGGCAUGCCUCCGAGCCCUAAUCAUCCAGUACCUCAGAGAGAACGCAGAAGCCGAAGAAGACGAAGAGAAAGUGCAGGCCUGGCUACAGGAAAGCCAAUACCUCCAAAGCGAUCCGGGUCACUGGGGCGGCGACACGGCCAUCAUCGCUUUCACCCGCAUGAGGCAGCAGGGAGUCCUUUUGCACUGGCGGACGCCAAACGGCGACAUCCUCACGAGCGAGCGCACGCACUCGGACGUGGACGAAGCAGCCCAACGCGGGCCGCACGCAGCACCGAACGCCACGGAAGUGAUCCAUCUCUGGUACAACGGCAGGGACCACUACGACCUGCUGGUGCCCAUAGACCGAGCACCGCCAACCCCAUUCCGACACACAUUUUUGCUUCAGCACGGAAGAUGCUAA
Messenger RNA from Symbiodinium sp. CCMP2592, 935 nucleotides. NCBI's taxonomy places the organism in Eukaryota, Dinophyceae, Suessiales, Symbiodiniaceae. The record is from the annotation of a GenBank genome assembly.